Molecule: messenger RNA, 2626 nt
Organism: Choloepus didactylus (southern two-toed sloth)
Lineage: Eukaryota; Metazoa; Chordata; Mammalia; Pilosa; Megalonychidae
Gene: OPRD1
Product: opioid receptor delta 1
Exons: 3
Coding region: 1-1119 (372 amino acids)
Biological process (GO): G protein-coupled opioid receptor signaling pathway; neuropeptide signaling pathway
Cellular component (GO): neuron projection; membrane
Molecular function (GO): G protein-coupled enkephalin receptor activity; neuropeptide binding
Source: RefSeq, a predicted model, not a curated record
AUGGAACCAGCAGCCACCGCUGACGCCGAGCUGCAGCCCCCGCUCCUCGCCAACGCGUCGGAAGCCCUCCCCAGCGCUUUCCCGAGUGCCGGCGCCAAUUCGUCGGGGUCGCCGGGCGCACGGAGCGCCUCAUCCCUUGCCCUGGCCAUCGCCAUCACCGCGCUCUACUCGGCAGUGUGCGCCGUGGGGCUCCUGGGCAACGUGCUCGUCAUGUUCGGCAUCGUCCGGUAUACUAAGAUGAAGACGGCCACCAACAUCUACAUCUUCAACCUGGCCUUGGCAGAUGCGUUGGCCACCAGCACACUGCCCUUCCAGAGCGCCAAGUACCUUAUGAAGACAUGGCCUUUUGGGGAACUGCUCUGCAAGGCUGUGCUCUCCAUUGACUAUUACAAUAUGUUCACCAGCAUCUUCACACUCACCAUGAUGAGUGUCGAUCGCUACAUCGCUGUCUGCCACCCUAUCAAGGCCCUGGACUUCCGUACACCUGCCAAGGCCAAGCUCAUCAACAUCUGCAUCUGGGUCCUGGCCUCAGGUGUUGGCGUGCCCAUCAUGGUCAUGGCUGUGACACGCCCCCGGGAUGGGGCGGUGGUGUGCACGCUCCAGUUCCCCAACCCCAGCUGGUACUGGGACAGGGUGACCAAGAUCUGUGUGUUCCUCUUCGCCUUUGUCGUGCCCAUCCUCAUCAUCACGGUGUGCUACGGCCUCAUGCUGCUGCGCCUGCGCAGCGUGCGCCUGCUGUCGGGCUCCAAGGAGAAGGACCGCAGCCUGCGGCGCAUCACGCGCAUGGUGCUGGUGGUGGUGGGCGCCUUCGUGGUGUGCUGGGCGCCCAUCCACAUCUUCGUCAUCGUCUGGAUGCUGGUGGACAUCGACCGGCGCGACCCGCUCGUGGUGGCCGCGCUGCACCUGUGCAUCGCGCUGGGGUACGCCAACAGCAGCCUCAACCCGGUGCUCUACGCCUUCCUCGACGAGAACUUCAAGCGCUGCUUCCGCCAGCUCUGCCGCACGCCCUGCGGCCGCCCGGAACCCGACAGCUUCAGCCGUGCCCGCCAAGCCACUGCCCGCGAGCGGGUCUCCGCCUGCUCCCCGACGGACGGCCCCGGCGGGGGCGCCGCUGCCUGACCAGGCCCGGCCGGCCCCCCGGGAGCCCCUCGGAAGUGACCUGGAGCCCAUAUGGAGUUAUGAUGGGGGAAGGAAUGGGGCAGUAGUGGGGCGAGAGACUUGGGGUCUCCAGAUGGGGCCACUACUUUGGAGAAAAGGGCCGGGCCUGAGACCAGGCAGGGGCUGCGAAAUGGGGCCUCCGCAGUGGGGCGGGCCUCUGCCCUGGCGGGGCCUCUGUUGGGUGCAUGGCUCUGGGUUGGGUUAGGGAGCUAAUGACCCAAGGGGAGGGGGACCUGUGGCUCUAGAACUGGGCCGCGAAAUAGGGCCUGUGCAGUGGGGCGGGGCCUCAACCUUGGGACAUUCGGUUAGGGUGCUAGCUGGGAGUGGGGAGCUGGGGCUUGCCGGAGUAGGGGUCUGGCCUAGACCAGAAGGACCCGGCGGCCCAGGACCCGGGAGGGGGCCACGGUGGACACGGUGGCCUGAAAAUUGAGCAGCAAGAUUGGGCGUCUUUGCUGUGGGGAGGAGCGAGAUGGAACCCGUGUGCAGUGGGGUGAUGUUUCAACUUUGGGGUAGCGUCCCAGCCCCGAGUUCUAGCAGGGGGCGGGCUCGCCACGGUUCUGGUCCAACCUGGUAUCCUUAUUUUUUAAAGAAGAGGGAGAAACAAUAUAACUUAUCCCCUCAACAGUCAUUUCCUUGGAACGCGCGGGACUCCCGCAUCGGGAUAGCGUCCCCAGCACUGAGUCCCAGCGGCACCGGGAGAGGGUAGCCGGACAGGGGCUCAUUUGGGGAAAGAACCCCAGUCCCGAGUUCUAAGGAGCGAGGAGGUGGCCUCUGAGGGAUGAUGUUGGGCUGUGGUCCUGAAAAGAGGCAGAGGGGCAGGGCUUCUGCUUUGAGAGUGUGCUUUUCCAGAGCCCCCAGGGCUCUGGCUUCUCCAGAACAGAGGACCAGGUGAGUUAGAGCCCCCUGGAUGGUAAGUAGCACCUGGGACUGAGUGAGGAGGAUCGGAAGCACCAGUUCCUACUCUUCCCGCCCCGGAUGUAUGCUUCAAAGGAACCCUCUCCCCACUUUUCCAACAUCUGCCUGUGUCCUGGAGGAGAUGGAACUGCACCCACAGGACCUGACUUUGAAGGAACUGGGGGUUGGGGUGGGGGGUGGGGAGGCUUUUGUAGUGCAGACUCUGGCCUCAGCAUGUGCUCCCCUCUCUCCCUUACCCCUCAAGCUGCUGAGGGUGGUGGGCCCCCCAGAGCUAGGCAUAGACGUUUUUCUCUUCAGUUGCUGGCCUUUUUGUUCAGGCCCUCACCUCCUCUCCCCUCCCUCACAGAUGCGGCAACUCAUGCACCCCUCACUCCCUGUCAAAGUAAUGUGCUGACACCCUUGUAAAAACAAAUUUAAUUUUCUUCCCUUUUUGGGACAGAUGAGAAGAAAUUGACAUCUUUGUCUCAAACACGCAAAAAAAAAAAAAAAAAAAGAAAAAGAAAAAGGAAGAAAAAGAAACAAUAUACCUCUUCUCCCUCUGACAGUCAUUUCC